AUGUGGAAGUUCGACCAGGGAGCCUCCGGUGUUGGAUUUGGAAAUUUCAAAGAAAUCGGACCACUGGAUGAGAAUUUGCAGCCCCGGAAUUUCACGUGGCUUCGAAAAGCGGAUCUCUUAUUCGUGGACAGUCCAGUGGCAACAGGUUUCAGUUAUGUGGACGAUGAGAGCUUAGUAGUGAGAACAGACAAUGAAGCAGCAGCUGAUCUGACCACUUUGCUGAUAGAGCUCUUCAAUGGGAACGAGACCCUCCAAAAGAGUCCUCUGUACAUCUUUGCAGAAUCAUAUGGAGGCAAAUUUGCUUCUGCCCUUGGAGUAAUAGCUCUAGAAGCUAUUGAAGCUGGAAAACUGAAGGCCCAACUUGGGGGAGUUGCUUUGGGGGAUAGCUGGAUUUCUCCUGAGGACUUUGUGUUCUCAUAUGGACCUGUUCUUAAAGUCAUGUCGCGAAUCGAUGAGAACGGCUUGACUCAAUCCAACAGUUUAGCCCUGAAGAUCCAGCAGCAACUUGCAGAAGGCAAAUCGGAAGAUGCCACGGCAACAUUUCGAGACCUGGAGCAAGUCAUCCAGCAAUACAGUAAUAACGUGGACUUUUACAACUUCAUGUCAGAAUUGGAGAGCAACUCUGCGGUGGUGAAAGAGAGUAGAAGUAGCUCAACAAGAUACACAGAGAGAACCUCAACUGGAGCAUGGGCAGCCAAUAGUGACUUCAGAAGCUUGAUGAACGGACCGAUAAGAAAGAAGCUAAAGAUCAUCCCAGAUAACGUGACAUGGCAAGGACAGUUUCGCCUGGUUUUUCCAGCCAUGUAUGGAGAUUUCAUGAAACCAAGAAUUGAAGAGGUGGACAAGCGUUUAGCCAAAGGCGUAAACAUCACCAUUUACAAUGGACAGCUAGAUCUCAUAUGUGCAACAAAAGGAGCAGAAGCAUGGGUCAACAAGCUCAAGUGGGACGGUCUGAGCAAUUUCCUGAGUGAGGACCGGGUCCCUCUAUACUGUGGAAAAGGUUUUACGGGGACGAAAGGAUUCGUGAGAUCCUACAGGAACCUCUUCUUUUACUGGAUUCUCGGUGCUGGGCACAUGGUACCCAGCGACCAGCCGUGCAUUUCCUUACAAAUGGUGGGCAGCAUCACCCAGUCACCAAGCAAAUCUUAGUUUGAAAAUCAAGCAAGCUCAAAGGAGUCUAUCGUCAAUAGUAGACUUUUCCGUCUCAAGAACAAC
Messenger RNA from Syzygium oleosum, 1215 nucleotides. Its product is annotated as serine carboxypeptidase-like 51. The record is from RefSeq and is a predicted model, not a curated record. Bases 1 to 1149 code for a protein of 382 amino acids. The transcript has 12 exons. Lineage: Eukaryota; Viridiplantae; Streptophyta; Magnoliopsida; Myrtales; Myrtaceae. Gene Ontology annotation, biological process: proteolysis. Gene Ontology annotation, molecular function: serine-type carboxypeptidase activity.